CAUGGGUGGGCAGACAGACAGUGAGUUCUCUUCUCAGCAGAUAUAAGGCCUUGGUCCUAUAACUUCUCACGGAGUACAUUGUCUUUACAGAGGAGACACAGCUCAACAUACAAACUGAUAUACUGAUAUUUCCAUCAAAAUGUGGUCAUCCCUGGCAGUGCUCCUCGCGGCCUCCUGUGUCUGUCUGGCACAGGUCAAAAUCAAAACCAAAACCAAAUCAAUUGAUGAGAUCUCAGACGAUUCAGACCUGCGCUUCAGGCGUAUGAUUAGGGGCAGCCUGGCCCCUCAUGUCCCCUGGCAGGCCAUGGUCUACCUGAGUAAAAGCGUCAUGAACGGGGGCUUCGCUGGGGGAGCUCUAAUCUCUGACCGCUGGGUCCUGACCGCUGGCAGGAACUUGUUUGUCAGGAAGAGUAGACAGGACACCCAGGGGAAAGAACCAAUCAUCCCCAAGGUGUACUUAGGCAUCACGCGACAAUCCCAAGCCGAUAACUCCAAAGAAGUUGCUGUAGAAAAGGUGGUUCUGCACCCAGGCUUCCAGAACGUGUCAGACUGGGACAACGACCUGGCUCUGAUUCAGCUGAAGGAGCCAUUCACCCUGAGCGAGGCUGUGAUGCCCAUCCCUCUGCCUGAGAGGGGUGAGGACCUGGCUGAGGCAGCCCAGGAGAAAGGCAUCAUCACAGGCUGGGGUUGGGGGGUCCUCUUCACCCCCACUGAGUCACUGAAACACCUGGUAUUGCCUGUGGCAUCGCAUAGCUCCUGUAAGGCAGAGUACAACCCUGGUGGCCAAGUGCUGAGCAGCACUCCAACCGUAGAUGACAACAUGUUCUGUACUGGAGCCAACAAGUACCAGGAGAAUGUGUGCUUUGGGGACGCAGGCGGUGCCCUGGCAGUCCAGGACCCCAAAGACGGCAGAGUGUAUGCUGCAGGGAUCCUGUCCUUCGAUAAGACCUGUGCCGUGGAGAAAUACGCUGUCUACAUGAAGCUCUCUGCCUACAUGCCUUGGAUCAACAGUGUCCUCAGGGGCGACAGUGAGACAUCAGCCAGUCUCCGCUCCAGUGUAAUGUCUGAGAUGUAUUCGAGACAGUUGUAGCCUCCACUCAGCACAGUUUCAGAUAUGAGAGCCGGGGCUCAUAAUCUCCAUUAUGCCUUUGUUUACAAAGUCAUUUUCUGACUUGAUCUUGUCAAACUCUCUCAAGUUAUGACUUUCAUUGAGUGUGUCUUCCGAUUUUCAAUAAAUUCAUCUCUCCUAAGAA
Oncorhynchus tshawytscha (Chinook salmon) is the source of this 1253-nucleotide messenger RNA. Its product is annotated as haptoglobin. Gene Ontology annotation, biological process: proteolysis. The coding region runs from base 140 to 1090 and encodes 316 amino acids. The transcript is spliced from 4 exons. NCBI's taxonomy places the organism in Eukaryota, Metazoa, Chordata, Actinopteri, Salmoniformes, Salmonidae. Gene Ontology annotation, molecular function: serine-type endopeptidase activity. The record is from RefSeq and is a predicted model, not a curated record.